CACGCUUUACACGUGCCGGCGAUACACGUGACGCAGCACGCGGCGGCGACCACCACCGCCAGCCGGCGGCGGCACUCCAUAAGGUGGGAGCGGCCGGAAGCCGGGGACGGGAACGAAAUUGAUGGGCGGGAAGGGGAUGAUGGGGAAGGGGAAGAAGAAGCCUGGCGGCGCAGGCGGGGGCGGCACGCCGCCGCCGGAUGGCGGCGAGGCUGGCGGCGACACGGGCGUCACCUCCAGCGGCGGGGGCGGAGGCGAAGGCGAACCAGCUGGCGGCGAGGCAGGCGGCGAGGCGGGAGGUGAGGCGGGAGGUGAGGUGGGUGGUGAGGUGGGCGGUGAGACGGGCACGGCCACCAGCACUGGUGUGCCUUGCUUGGCGCAGUCGUUCAGGACGCUGACGGUGGUGCCAGACUCGGACACGGCGCGGGCGCCGUUCUGCGAAGUGGGUGUGCAGGGUGGGGUGGGGUGGUGAGCCGGGUGGGUAGUUUACUCCAAUCCCACAGAGGGAUUGCAUAGAGUGAUGCGGAGGAUCAGAGCAAGCGAUGUGGUCGUGUGGAGCGGUAGCCAUUGAGCAAGGUAUGGCUGGCGGCAUCACGGGAUCCCUGUCCGGGUCCGCGUGGAAGAGCAGCACUGCCCGCCGCAACAGACCAACGCAACGCGCGAUGCAGCUUUGUCACAACCAGGUCCGCACACGCACACGCACACGCAUGCAUACCCUACGCGCCCUGCUGGUCAUGCCGGUGCGCACACACGCACCUGGCCGCACUCAGCGUAGGCGCGCGCAAAGGCCUCUGUGAGCACUGUGCAGCCGUCGGGGUUCUUGCUGAUGGCGAUGCUGUAGGCCUCGGCGUAGGCGGAGGCGGAGGCGCCGCCCUUGCAGAUGGCCACCGCGGUGGCGGACACAAGGCCGUCAGCGGUGGCGCCACCCUCAGCCGCGGCCUGCAGCGCAGAAGGAUUGUUGGGUGAGCAGCCGCACCUGGGCAAACGCUGCACCGUACGCCUCGGCCGCACUCGAGCCGCCCUGGGUAAUGGCGUUGGCGACUGAGGUGGCGUAGGCCUGCACGUGCAGCAGUCGCACAUGCAUGCAUGCGGGCGCCGGGAGCAGUUGUUGUCCACGGCAUUAUGGGUGCGGUAAGUGCGUUAGCUUGUUAGAGAAAGGCCGGAGCACCAAAUCCCACCCUCGGCCGUGCAGGACAAUUCUCCGUGCCCAAGCUGCUGCACGCCUUGCCCCGCCGCCGCACCUGGGUGGCUUGCGCGCCGCUGCUCCUGGCCACUGCGAAGGCCUGAGACUGGGCCUGCGCGAACACGUCAAGCGCGCCCAGUUCCGCGGCCAGGCUGGCAGACUCAGCCAGCGCCGAAGAGGCGGCCUGCAGGAUUAUGGGGGUGCGGGAGCGACUGCGCGUGAGGGCGUGGGCAGUGGCGUGCGAGGCGAGUUGUGUGUAGGCUCGCAAGCGCUCGUGCGCAGUUUGGCUUGACAGGCAGACGUGCCGACGACACACGCCACACAUCCUGCACCCGUUGCACCCCAGUCCUCAGUGCUCUCUUGGCAAUCCCCCUACCUCCACGUUCUGCGUCGCCACCUGGACGGUGGUGGACGCCACGGCCUGAGAUGCCGCCCUGCCGCCGGCGGCCGCCGACAGCAGCGCCGCCGCCGCCCCGCGCACGUCUCCCUCGGCGACGGCGGUAAUGAUGCCGGUGGCGGCGCUGGCGGUGGCGUUGGCGGUAAUCAGGUCCCACGCAGGUCCCACGCAC
This is a messenger RNA of Chlamydomonas reinhardtii, 1749 nucleotides long. RefSeq lists its product as uncharacterized. Lineage: Eukaryota; Viridiplantae; Chlorophyta; Chlorophyceae; Chlamydomonadales; Chlamydomonadaceae. The record is from RefSeq and is a predicted model, not a curated record. The coding region runs from base 122 to 469 and encodes 115 amino acids. The transcript has 3 exons.